CCGGGCUUUGGCGCUCUGUCCGGGCUCCGUGUCUCCCGGGCUGCCGCUGCUGCUGACCUGAGUCCCCGAAUAAUGCUCAGUAUUAUCCGCUCGGGUUCAUUUAUACGCGCCUGAUUGUGUUUAAAUCAUGACAGAGGAGGAGCUGAAGGUUCCGGACGAGCUCUUCAAGGACGUGAAGUUCUACGUGGUCGGGGACAUUGAGAAGAAGGUGGUACAGCUGCUGAAAGCUGGGAAGGGUAAAGAAGUCUCCUACAACGCCCUCGCCACCCACAUUAUCGCUGAGGACGGAGACAAUCCUGAAGUUGGAGAGUCCCGGGAGGUGUUUGACUUGCCUGUUGUGAAGCCCAGUUGGGUGAUCCUCUCUGUCAGAUGUGGAGACUUACUACCCGUUACAGGCUUUUCGCCUGAAUCAGGGCAGCUUUUCUUUGGAGUCCGGGCGUGUUUACCUCAUCUUGCAGAAGACCUCAGUACCCUGUGGGCCUUUAUUACAUUUUACGGAGGCGAAUGUCAGCUGAAUUUCAACAAGAAGUGCACACACCUGGUGGUCCCUGAACCUAAGGGGGCCAAGUAUGAAUGUGCGUUGAGACACAGCAGCAUUAAGAUCGUGACCCCUGAGUGGAUUGUAGACUCGGUUAAAGAUAAGAGCAGACAGGACGAGGCUCUUUAUCACCCGCGCCUCACCUACCUGGAGGAAGAUGAGGAGGACGAAGAGGAAGAAGGGAGUGAGUAUGAAAACGAGCGCAGCUCUGAGGGCAGCUCUCGUAGCAGACGCUCAAGCCCCGGGUCCUCCCGCGAGGGCACGCCCUCCAGACGCCACACCCGCUCCCCGUCGCCCAAACCCGAGCGGCGACAGGAGCUCAUGUUCGACGACUCGGACGACUCCAGCCCGGAGAAGGAGGAGCGGAACCUGAACUGGACGCUGGCCGACGCAGCCAAGCGUCGCCUGCAACCGAAACAGGACUCGGGCCUCAUCAACCUUUGUGCCACCGUGCCGCCUGUGCCGGGCCCAGUGGGAGGAGCCGGAGGCCCUGGUGUUUCCUCAGGGACGGAGAGGCCGGACAUGAUUGGCGGCUGGAACGCGCCUGCCCGACCACUACGAAACAUCACUAACAGCGGCGAGCCACAGCAGGUUAAUCGACCACCUAAUGUCGCUCAUAUCCUUCAGAGUCUGUCUGCCACUGCUAAAGGCCUGGAGCAGCAGGGUGGCCAGGGCCAGCCUGGUGUCCCCAACCAGCUGCUCUUCAACCCUGUGAAGGGGCCACAGCAACAACAGCUCACUCCUGAAGCACAGCAGCAGUUACUUCAGCAGCAGCAGCAACAGCAACAAGCACAUCAGAUCCCUCCGCAACAACAACCACCGCAGGCCCAGCAUGCACAGCACAUGCUUCAGCAGCAACAUCCCAUGAUGCACCUGCAACAGCAAAGCAUACAAAUGCACCAUCAACAACAACAGCAGCAGCAGCAACAACAAGGGUUCCCUCAGAUGCCUCAACAGCAGCAUCAGUUCCUUCAGCAGCAGCAGCAGCAGCAGAUGCACCAACAAAUGUAUUCACAACAGCAACAUCAGCAGCAGCAGCAACACACAUUUUUGCAGCAGCAGUUGCGACCGCAGUUGCUGCGACAACCUUUACAGCAGCAGCAGCAGCUGCAGCAACAGCAGCAGCACGCGUUGCAGCAGCAGUUGCAGCAGCUGCAGCAGCAGCACAGGCUUCAGCUGCAGUUGCAACAGCAGCAGCAACAACAACAACAACAACAACAACAACAGCAGCAGCAGCAGCAACAGCAACAACAAAAUCAGCAGCAAAUGCACCAGCAACAUUUGCAACAGCAGCAGCAGCAUUUCCUGCAGCAGCAGCAGCUCCAGCAACAUCACAUGCAGCAGCUGCAGCAGCAGCAACAACAACAACAACAACAGCAGCAGCAGCAACAACAACAGCAGCAGCAACAGAUGCAAAACCAGGUGCAGAUGCAGCAUCAGAACACACAGGCUCUUCAGCAUCCACAACAGACGGCGCUGCAGCCUCCGCAGAUACACCAGCUGUUUGGGCAUGAGCCGGGCCAAGAGAUCCCAGAGGACGGCUUUCUCGUUGGAUGUGUCUUCGCUAUCGCUGACUAUCCGGAGCAAAUGGCCGAUAAGCAGUUAUUGGCCACAUGGAAGAGGAUAAUUCAGGCGUACGGAGGGUCGGUGGACUCUGCUUUGAAUCGCUGCACUCACUUGCUAUGUGAAAGUCAGGUCAGCAGCACCUACGUGCAGGCUCUAAGAGAGGGGAAGCGCUGCGUGACUGCUCAUUGGCUUAACACCAUUCUGAAGAAGAAGAGGAUGGUUCCUCCACACCGGACCCUGCACCUUCCCUUCAGCUUUCCUCCCGGGUCCAAGCCUUGCUCACAGCAUAUCAUUUCCGUCACUGGAUUUUUGGACAGUGAUCGGGACGACUUGAAGCUCAUGGCCUACCUAGCAGGAGCUCGCUACACUGGAUACCUGUGCCGCAGCAACACCAUUCUCAUCUGCAAAGAGCCGAGCGGUCUGAAGUACGAGAAGGCGAAGGAGUGGAGAAUACCGUGUGUGAACGCUCAGUGGCUGUGUGAAAUCCUGCUGGGGAACUUUGAGGCUCUGCGGCAGGUCCAGCACAGCAGAUACUCGCAGUUCAACAUGAAUGAACCUCUGGCACCCAACCCACACCUAGUGCAGAAACUACUGGUUGCCUGGUGGAAUCCUGUGAAAGUCUCACCGGAUGCAUUGGUGAGUUUACGUCUGCAGCAGAAGCAAAAACAGACAGACAACAGCUCGCAGCCGCCGGCCAAGAAAGCUAAAUUGGAAGAGUUGCCCACGCCGACCAAGAAGCUUCCGCCGGAGUCCACGCCGUACGUCUUCUUCACUGGCUUUGAACCUCUGCUGGCCCAGCAGUACAUAAAGAGAUUGUAUGAACUCGGUGGAGAAGUAGCGGAAAGCGCACAGAAGUGCACUCAUCUGGUGGCCAGCAAAGUGACCCGCACAGUCAAGUUCCUGACAGCCAUAUCCGUCGUUAAGCACAUCGUCACGCCGGAGUGGCUGCAGGAGAGCUGGAAGAGCCAGAAAUUUGUGGAUGAACAGAACUACAUCCUGCGUGAUGCAGAGGCAGAGGUGCUGUUCUCUUUCAGUCUGGAGGAGUCGCUGAAGAAAGCUCACUCGGCUCCACUCUUCAAGGGGAAGUACUUCUACAUCACGCCGGGAAUCUGUCCGAGCCUCAGCACCAUGAAAUCCAUCAUUGAGAGCGCUGGAGGAAAGCUGCUGUCCAAACAGCCUUCCUUCCGCAAGAUCAUGGAGCACAAGCAGAACAAGAACCUGCCAGAGAUCAUCCUGAUUUCAUGUGUCAACGACCUUCACCUGUGCCGUGAAUAUUUCCUGAAGAAUAUUGAUGUGCACAAUGCUGAAUUCAUUCUAACAGGAGUCCUGACGCAAACCCUGGAUUAUGAAUCAUAUCCUUUUUCCCAGAGCUCUGUGAAGUCGGAGACACAGUGAACAUAUGAAAUGCCGCUACUACAAUUCCUGUAUUAAUACAUUUAUACUUCCUGGCCAAAAAAAAGGUCACUAAUAUUAGGUUGAAUUGCCUUUAGCUUUGAUUGCAGCACACAUUCACUGUGGCAUUGUUUCAAUAAGCUUCUGCAGUGUCACGAGAUUUAUUUCUAUCCAGUGUUGCAUUAAUUUCUCAUCAAGAUCUUGCAGCAGCAUUGAUGAUGGUAGAGUCUGACCACUGCACAAAGUCUUCUCCAGCACAUCCCAUAGACUCUCAAUGAGGUUAAGAUCUGGACUCUGUGGUGAACUCUCUCAAUCCUUGUGUGCAAAUGAUGAUCUCAUGCUCCCUGAAUCACUCUUUCACAAUUCCAGCUCCAUGAAUCCUGACAUUGUUAUCUUGGAAUAUGCUCGUGUCAUCAGGGAAGAAAAAAAUCCAUUGAUGGAAUAACCUGGUCUAUAUUCAGUAUAUUCAGGUAGUCAGCUGACCUCAUUCUUUCAGCACAUACUGUUGCUGAACCUAAACCUGCAGACCAACUGCAGCAUCAACCCCAGAUUAUUUACUUAGUUAUAUCCAGGUGGUGACUUUUUUGGCCAGGUAUUUGUUAUAUUUAUUAUAGCAUUUUAGGGCUUUCCAAUUUGUACUUCUCCUUUUUAGAACCAUUUGUAUAUUCCUUGGAACGUUUCUUAGUGAAACCGUAUUUUUUUUUGUUUUUGUGUUUGUUUAUUUUAGUGCAGCAUACUCUCAGUAGGGGGCUGUGAUGUGUUAGUAGUGUGUAAUUGUGAUGACAGAAAUUAACUGAUAUCAGUCACGCCCUAAGGCAUACACAGGCUACUCAUAAUUGUGAUACUUGCCUGGAUUUUUGAUUAUUCAUCAUUCAAUGAUGCAUUAAACAGGUUAAUAUGUUAAUUAUUAUUAU
This is a messenger RNA of Astyanax mexicanus (Mexican tetra), 4410 nucleotides long. RefSeq names its product PAX interacting (with transcription-activation domain) protein 1 (gene paxip1). Gene Ontology annotation, cellular component: nucleus. Bases 128 to 3499 code for a protein of 1123 amino acids. The transcript has 20 exons. Gene Ontology annotation, biological process: positive regulation of transcription initiation by RNA polymerase II. The record is from RefSeq and is a predicted model, not a curated record. NCBI's taxonomy places the organism in Eukaryota, Metazoa, Chordata, Actinopteri, Characiformes, Acestrorhamphidae.